CUGCUCUAAGCUGCAGAAAGGGAAACAGUGUGUGAGGGGAAGAGGCCAAUUUCACUACCCCCGUGUCUCUAGUUCUCGCUUUCUCUCUUUCUCUAAGGGUGUGCAUAGGGAAGAAGAGAAGGAACUCUAUAAUUAGCUCCCUUUUUUGCAGAAGGGGAAAAAGCAUACAUUUAUUAAUGCCAUUCUGUUAUACGAGUGCUUUUUUUUGGCUUAAUACCUCGCAAGCAAAUAAUUGCACAAACUCCUUAGUACUGAUUCCGCCCACAGAAGCGAGUCCUGGAGUCAGACUCUUUUUUUGCUUUGCAUGGUCGGAAAGAGACCAAGUAAUAUAGACUAUGUUGCUUUCUUGAGCGCGGAGAGCACUUGUGAACUGGAAUCAACUGCUGCAGGGUGAAAAAAAAAACAAAAAAAAAAACACUGCCUGGGAGGAGGAGAAAAAAAAAAAACUUGCUUUGGACGAUUCAACAACCAGCAUUAAAGAAACUACUUUAAGGCGGUCUCCAGAUUUUUCAGAAAGCGAGGGAGACAGCCAACGGCACCACGGUGAGAGAAGAGCUUGCUUGGAACUACAACUCCUCAGCAAGGGGCUGAGUAUUUUUUGGGGGGAGGGGUGGAGGGAGGACAUCUCUUCGGGACUUUUGUUAUCCUCUCGCCCCACCACCACCUCUCCCGUGAGGUUGAGGUUUCCCCUCAUCUCACUCGUCCCAUUUUUUCCUCCUUUUUGGUGUGUGUGUAGGUGGGUGUGGUGUAUUUCGCUUUGAGUACUUUGGAGGGUGGGGGGGGACCCUGGCGAGCGAUCCUGCAGCUGCCGCCGUCAGUGUGUGAGCCUAAGCCGGGGAGAUGGUGCAGCAGACGAAUAACGCGGAGAACACGGAAGCACUCCUGGCCGGCGAGACCUCCGACUCCGGGGCCAGCAUCGAGCUGGGCAUCGCCUCUUCCCCGACGCCAGGUUCCACCGCCUCCACCGGCGGCAAGGCGGAUGACCCAAGCUGGUGCAAGACCCCCAGCGGGCACAUCAAACGGCCCAUGAACGCUUUCAUGGUGUGGUCGCAGAUCGAGAGGCGAAAGAUCAUGGAGCAGUCCCCAGACAUGCACAACGCCGAGAUCUCCAAGCGGCUGGGGAAGCGAUGGAAGUUACUCAAGGACAGCGACAAGAUCCCUUUCAUUCGGGAGGCGGAGCGGCUGCGCCUCAAGCACAUGGCAGACUACCCAGACUACAAGUACCGGCCCAGGAAGAAGGUGAAAUCGGGUAACGCCAGCUCCAGCUCCUCCUCCACCUCUUCCUCGUCCUCCUCCAAACCCGGGGAGAAAGGAGACAAGGUCGGCGGCGGCGGCGGCGGCGGCAGCGGCGGCGGCAGCGGCAGUAGCAGCAGCAGCAGCAGCAGCUCGGGAGGCGGGGGAGGCGGCGGCGUCGGCGGCGGCAGCAGCGGCGGCGGCAGCGCCGGCUCCAAACCCGCGCUGAAAAAGAGCUGCGGCUCCAAGCUGUCCGGAGGCAGCGCGGGUGGCGGGGCCGGCAAACCUCACGCCAAGCUGAUCCUCGGCACCGGCGGCGGGAGCAGCAAACCCUCUGCCUCCUCCUCGUCCUCCUUCUCCCCCGAGCAGGCGGCUGCGGCCGCAGCCCUGCUCCCCCUGGGCGCCCCCGCCGACCACCACUCGCUCUACAAGUCUCGGACUACCAGCACCUCUUCCACUUCUUCCUCGGCUUCCUCCUCCUCCUCCUCCUCGUCUUCGGCCUCCUCCUCGUCUUCGGCCUCCUCCCUCUCGGCCUCCAGCAAACACCUGGCGGAGAAGAAGCUGAAGCGCGUGUACAUGUUCGGCCUCACCUCCUCGUCCCCCGUGAGCGGGGCCGUGCCCGCCAGCCCCAGCCUGAGCGGGGGCCAGGAGAACAGCGACACGGGCAGCCUGUACGAGGAGAGCGGAGCGGGCUGCCCGCCCGACGGGCACAGCCUCCGCGGCAGUGCCGCCUCGUCCCCCGCCGACAGCGGCUCCCCGGCUGAUCACCGCAGCUACACCAGCUUGCGGGCCACGUCGCCCACUCCCUCCACCGCGCACUCCCACUCCUCCUCCUCAUCCUCUUCCUCCCACUCCUCCUCUUCGUCCUCCUCGGGCUCCUCUUCCUCGGAUGAGGAGUUUGAGGACGACCUGCUCGACCUGAACCCCAGCCCAAGUUUUGAGAGCAUGUCUCUGGGCAGCUUCAGCUCCACCUCCGUGCUGGACCGGGACCUGGAUUUUAACUUCGAGCCCGGCUCGGGCUCACAUUUUGAAUUCCCGGACUACUGCACGCCGGAGGUAAGUGAGAUGAUCUCGGGGGAUUGGCUAGAGUCCAGCAUCUCCAACCUGGUCUUCACUUACUGAAGAGAGCGAGAGAGAGAGAGAGAGAAGAGGGACGGGAGGAAAAAAUAUUUUUUUUUUUAAAGGAGAGAGAGGAGAGGAAGAAAAAAAAAAAAAGAAGACGCGAAGGAAAAAUGGAUAAAAGAAAGGGAGGACAAAAGGAAAAAGAAGUGAGAAGGGGAAAGAUUUCGCACACCCACGCCCACUUAACAAGUUACAGUAUCCAGAGGAGUGAGUGAUUUCUCUGCCAGCCCGGUGCGUUUUUUUUUCCUUGGGCGGUGUUCCCCACCCCCACAUAGACAUCGCACCCCUGCUCAACCCUCGGUGUUCGUAAAACUGACUUGUUUGAAAGGAUUGAAAAGGGGGACUUGGAAGGAGCCGGAGGGGAAAGAAAGGAUCGUUCUUUUGUUAAAAAUACGUUUCCACCCCCGGCUUGAAGAGACACCCCCACUGCUACCCCACCCCCCAACCAACAACAACAGACACGCAACCAACCCACUCUAACAAACGGACACUUCCGGAGGUCUCACCCCCAGGAAAAAAAAAACCAGGUUGUUGCUUUUCCAUAGACUGCUUGGAGUCGUUCUCCAUUCUUUCCCCCUCCCCCCUUUUUGGUGUAGGGUUUUUUGUUUUUGUUUUUUAAGUGGAGAGGAGAUACAAUCCUACACCCCGGGGUGGAGGGAUGGCAUUUUCGGCUCACUUCAUCUGGAGAAGGAAGAAGUGCUACAAUGUGUUGUAUUUUUUGCCUAGUUACAUUUUUCUUUUUUCUUUCCUUAAAAGAUCCGGACUGGUAGGAAAUGAUUUGCGCGCCCGCGCAAGCUAACCAGAACUGAAGCCUUCCUUUGCUACAAAUUACAGUUUGGUGUUUUUUUCUUCUUUUUUCUUUUUCUUUUUCUUCUUCUUUUUUUUUUUUUCCCUUUCCUUUUUCCUGCAGCAGGAGGAGGAGAUGGAGGGCGGGGGCGGGAGAGGAGGAGAGAUUGAAUUGUGCUAGGAAAUGGACUGAACCUAGUUGGAAGGAAAACGUGAGGGGAGGGGGGUUGGGGGGAGAGAAAGGAGAUGAACUGGAAAUGGAGAAAAUAAUAAUAAAACAAACGGAUUUGCACGUAUAGAGGAGAGGGUAGCAGCGCUUUUUCUCGGCCACCUUCUUAUUAUAUAUAUAUAUGAAACCAGUAAGAUGGAACUUCAUAGACACUGAAAAGUUUUUGAAAGGAGACAUACAAAACGUGAAAGUUUCUGUAUUGAUGUGGUACAGGGGAAAUGGAGGGCGAUUGCUUUUAAAAAAAACAAACAUUUUUUUCUUCUCUUAAUCGGAAUCGUGAUGGUGUUGGAUUAUUUCACUGGUGGGGUUAAUAUAGCAUGUUAUCCUGUCUAUCUUUUAAAGAUUUCUGUAUAAGACUGUUGAGCAGUUUUUAAGAUAAAUAGUGUAGGAUAAUAUAAAAAAAGCAGAUAGAUGGCGCUAUGUUUGAUUCCUACAAACAAAAAAUUAUCACCAGCUUUUUUUCAUUCUUAACUCUUUAAAGGAUUCAAACGCAACUCAAAUCUGUGCUGGACUUUAAAAGAACAAUUCAGGACCAAAUUUUUUCUCAGUAUGUAUGUGUUUCUUCCUUAUAGGUGUAAGUGAGAAGACUGUGGUCUUUUUUUUCCCUCACCGAUGCUCCAUCCUCGUCUUUUUUUUUUCCUUGUAAAUGUAAUCAGAUGCCAUUUUAUAUGUGGAAGUAUUUAUACUGGCCAAACAUUUUUUACUUAUUUUGUUCCCCCCCCCUUUUUUUUUGGUAGUUCUUGUUACCCACACCAUUUUAUGUCUCCUUCACUGAAGGGCUAGAGUUUUAAGUUUUAAUUUUUUAUAUUUAAAUGUAGACUUUUGACACUUUUAAAAAAACAAAAAAAGACAAGAGAGAUGAAAACGUUUGAUUAUUUUCUCAGUGUAUUUUUGUAAAAAAUAUAUAAAGGGGGUGUUAAUCGGUGUAAAUCGCUGUUUGGAUUUCCUGAUUUUUAUAACAGGGAGGCUGGUUAAUAUCUCUCACACAUUAAAAAAAAAAAAUCAGCCCCUAAUUUCUCCAUGUUUACACUUCAAUCUGCAGGCUUCUUAAAGUGACAGUAUCCCUUAAUUUACCACCAGUUCCCACUCUCUAACCUCACUCUUAAAAAGGAGAGAAUAAGCUGAUACACUGUAUGCCAACAAGGAAAAAAAAAAUGAAUAUACUGUACAGAUGCUUUAAAACUGGUGUACUUUCAGCAAAAAAGGGAUCCUGUAGCUUUAACUUAUAAACCAUAUCUUUUUGCACUUUUUUUAUAAGCAAAAACGUGCCGUUUAAACCACUGGAUCUAUCUAAAUGCCGAUUUGAGUUCGCGACACUAUGUACUGCGUUUUUCAUUCUUGUAUUUGACUAUUUAAUCCUUUCUACUUGUCGCUAAAUAUAAUUGUUUUAGUCUCUUAUGGCAUGAUGAUAGCAUAUGUGUUCAGGUUUAUAGCUGUUGUGUUUAAAGAUUGAAAAAAAGUGAAAACAUCUUUGUACAUUUAAGUCUGUAUUAUAAUAAGCAAAAAAAAGAUUGUGUGUAUGUAUGUUUAAUAUAACAUGACAGGCACUAGGACGUCUGCCUUAUUAAGGUAGUUCCGUUAAGGGGUUUUUAUUUUGUUGUUUUCUUUUUUGUUUUUUUUUUUCUUUCUUUUUUGUUUUUUUUGAUCAUCCAUCCUGUGCAAUAUGCUGUGUAGAAUAUUUGUCUUAAAAAUCAACGCCACACCACAAUGUUUUGGGAAAAAAGAAAAAAAAAAAGAAAAAAAAAUCAUGCCAGCUAAUCAUGUCAAGUUCACUGCCUGUCAGAUUGUUGAUAUAUACCUUCUGUAAAUAACUUUUUUUUUGAGAAGGAAAUAAAAUCAGCUGGAACUGAACCC
Messenger RNA from Sarcophilus harrisii (Tasmanian devil), 5224 nucleotides. It is a transcript of the gene SOX4, whose product is annotated as SRY-box transcription factor 4. The coding region runs from base 841 to 2355 and encodes 504 amino acids. The record is from RefSeq and is a predicted model, not a curated record. NCBI's taxonomy places the organism in Eukaryota, Metazoa, Chordata, Mammalia, Dasyuromorphia, Dasyuridae. Gene Ontology annotation, molecular function: DNA-binding transcription activator activity, RNA polymerase II-specific; RNA polymerase II cis-regulatory region sequence-specific DNA binding. The transcript has a single exon. Gene Ontology annotation, biological process: anatomical structure morphogenesis; positive regulation of transcription by RNA polymerase II; cell differentiation.